AUGAUGGUCGAACCGUCUUUUAUUCCAUUUUGUAUUGUCUUGUCUACUUGUCUUGAUUCCAUCGUUUGUUUACGUUCAAACAAGAAGAAACAUCUAAAAUUCUUUUAAGUUGAAUUUUCAGAUUAGACUUAGUCCUAAUUUACUGUUACUUGAUACAAUAUUUAUGUAGAUACCGGUAUAUAAAUAGACAAAUUUUCUCACAUUCGUUAACUGUCAGCUCUUCAUUCAAAACUUUUGAAAAAUUAAGCCUAUUCUAGACCUAUUGUGCGUCUAAUUACAUGCUGUGAGGUCGAGAUUAUAAAGAUACGGAAGUCUACCCACAGGCUACCUAAUGCAAAUCCCAAGAUUGAAAGAGAAGAAUUAACGAUGUUGUGACAAGACACGACUGAAAUUGCCUAUAAAUUUGAGAAUCUGUUUCAAACUAUCUCUUUUCAAUAACUUAACCAAACUGGAGGUUAACCGUACCAUACUUUAUUAACUGGAGAUGACUGGAGAAACAAGGACUGAAUUUAAAUUAAAAUCCCCUCCGGAUGACGGAAUUUCUUCUGUAAAAUUUGGACCGAACUCAUCACAAUUUCUGCUGGUUUCAUCGUGGGAUUGCACAGUAUCAUUAUAUGAUAUCCAGACAAACAACUUGAGAAUUAAAUAUUCUCAUGACAGACCUGUGCUUGAUGUCUGUUUCCAGGAUGCUGUUCACAGCUUCAGUGGAGGUCUUGAUAAUACGCUUAAAAUGUAUGAUUUCAAUAGCAAUUCAGAAAGUGUACUGGGAACACAUGACAGUGCAAUCAGAGCUGUGGAGUACUCCAGUGAAGUGAACGGAAUUUUGACUGGGAGUUGGGAUGCCACAGUUAAAAUGUGGGACCCCAGAGCCUCACGCUGUGUCGGGAACUACACACAGCCCGAUAAGGUUUACACCAUGAGUUUGUGUGGGGAAAAGUUUGUCGUCGGGACUGCAGGACGAAAGGUCUAUGUGUGGGAUCUCCGCAACAUGGGCUACAUACAGCAGCGACGAGAAUCCAGCCUCAAGUACCAAACACGCUGCAUUCGAUGCUUCCCCAACAAACAGGGAUAUGUGCUCAGCAGCAUAGAAGGAAGGGUUGCUGUAGAGUACUUGGACACUGGAGCUGAAAUGCAGAAGAAGAAGUACGCUUUCAAGUGCCACAGGCUCAAAGAAGGAGGAAUAGAGAAAAUAUAUCCUGUAAAUGCUAUCAGUUUUCACCAAGGCUACAAUACAUUCGCAACAGGAGGCUCUGAUGGUUAUGUGAAUAUAUGGGAUGGCCAGAACAAGAAACGUCUGUGCCAGUUCCAUAGAUACAACACAUCCAUAGCGUCCUUGUCCUUCAGCCAUGAUGGUUCAGUCCUGGCCAUCGCUUGCUCCUACAUGUACGAAGAAGAUCCUCUGCCUGACCCUAUGCCAGAGAAUAAUGUCUUCAUUCGCUAUGUCACAGAUCAAGAAACUAAACCUAAAUGAUACCAAGUACUGUCUUGAAUGUAUUUUUUUGUGUUUAGGAUAUUUCUUGUCUCAACUUUAUUUACUUUUUGUAUUGAAGUAGUUAGCAGUUCUUUGUAAUUAUAAUCUUUAUCAACUUUUA
Molecule: messenger RNA, 1592 nt
Organism: Macrosteles quadrilineatus (aster leafhopper)
Lineage: Eukaryota; Metazoa; Arthropoda; Insecta; Hemiptera; Cicadellidae
Product: mitotic checkpoint protein BUB3-like
Exons: 9
Coding region: 485-1471 (328 amino acids)
Biological process (GO): mitotic spindle assembly checkpoint signaling
Cellular component (GO): mitotic checkpoint complex; kinetochore; bub1-bub3 complex
Molecular function (GO): ubiquitin binding
Source: RefSeq, a predicted model, not a curated record